UUUCCUUUUUCCUUUCCUGAGUCUCUAUCUCCCAGGCUGCAGUACAAUGGUGCAAUCUUGGUUCACUGCAACUUCCGUCUCCUGGGUUCAAGCGAUUCUCAUGCCUCAGCCUCCGGAGUAGCUGGGAUUACAGUUUUUAGGUGGCCUCCGCUGGCUAACUUGCUGUGGAGUUUUCAAGAGCAUAGAAUCAUCCUUUUUACUGUUAAAAGAAGAUGCUGUUUAAUCUGAGGAUCCUGUUAAACAACGCAGCUUUUAGAAAUGGUCACAACGUCAUGGUUCGAAAUUUUCGGUGUGGACAACCACUACAAAAUAAAGUACAGCUGAAGGGCCGUGACCUUCUCACUCUGAAAAACUUUACUGGAGAAGAAAUUAAAUAUAUGCUAUGGCUAUCAGCAGAUCUGAAAUUUAGGAUAAAACAGAAAGGAGAGUAUUUGCCUUUAUUGCAAGGGAAGUCCUUAGGCAUGAUUUUUGAGAAAAGAAGUACUCGAACAAGAUUGUCUACAGAAACAGGCUUUGCACUUCUGGGAGGACACCCUUGUUUUCUUACCACACAAGAUAUUCAUUUGGGUGUGAACGAAAGUCUCACAGACACGGCUCGUGUCUUGUCUAGCAUGACAGAUGCAGUACUGGCUCGAGUAUAUAAACAAUCAGAUUUGGACACCCUGGCUAAAGAAGCAUCCAUCCCAAUUAUCAAUGGGCUGUCAGAUUUGUACCAUCCUAUCCAGAUCCUGGCCGAUUACCUCACGCUCCAGGAACACUAUGGCUCUCUGAAAGGUCUUACCCUCAGCUGGAUUGGGGAUGGGAAUAAUAUCCUGCACUCCAUCAUGAUGAGUGCAGCGAAAUUCGGUAUGCACCUUCGGGCAGCUACUCCAAAGGGUUAUGAGCCGGAUCCUAGUGUAACCAAGUUGGCAGAGCAGUAUGCCAAAGAGAAUGGUACCAAGCUGUUGCUGACGAAUGAUCCAUUGGAAGCGGCGCAAGGAGGCAAUGUAUUAAUUACAGACACUUGGAUAAGCAUGGGACAAGAAGAGGAGAAGAAAAAGCGGCUUCAGGCUUUCCAAGGUUACCAGGUUACAAUGAAGACUGCUAAAGUUGCUGCCUCUGACUGGACAUUUUUACACUGCUUGCCCAGAAAGCCAGAAGAAGUGGACGAUGAAGUCUUUUACUCUCCGAAAUCACUUGUGUUCCCAGAGGCAGAAAACAGAAAGUGGACAAUCAUGGCUGUCAUGGUGUCCCUGCUGACAGAUUACUCACCUCAGCUCCAGAAGCUUAAAUUUUGAUGUUGUGAUGCUUGUCAAGAGAGAAGCAAUGUUCUUCAGUAACAGAAUGACUUGGUUUGUAGGGAAAGCAGAAGAGAAUCUAAAAAUUAAAUCCCUAACACAUGGUAUGGGUGAACUGUACGAUAUUGCUUUGCUAUUGUGAAACUUUCCUGACGCCUUUAAGUGCUGAUGCACUGUAAUAAACACUUUGUUUAAACUCUAA
Messenger RNA from Callithrix jacchus (white-tufted-ear marmoset), 1479 nucleotides. The record is from RefSeq and is a predicted model, not a curated record. Lineage: Eukaryota; Metazoa; Chordata; Mammalia; Primates; Cebidae.